GCAGGUGGGCGCCGUGCGCUGCUGCGUAUCCGUCCAGCAGAAUGGACCCGGACGCGCCCGUGCCUUCAGCAGCCACUCACUGAGCGUCCCUGAGACAAAGCUGCCCGCUCCGGGCCGGUCCCUGGAGCACCCGAGAGGCCCGGCCCGCAUGGGGGAGACAGGUAUGAAGCGACCACUGAGCCCCUCUGCCCUGGCCGAGACAGAGCCCCCCACACCUGGAGCUGCGGAGUGCCCCCCUGAGCCCCCGGAACCGAAGCCCAAGCGGGAGCGGAAGAGGCCGUCGUACACAUUGUGUGACGUGUGCAACAUCCAGCUUAACUCAGAGGCGCAGGCACAGGUGCACUGCGGGGGCCGGGCGCACCAGCGGCGGCUGCGGCAGCUCAGCCUGGGCAAGCCUCCUGCAGGGCCAGCAGGCCCAGCCUCCAGCACCCCCAGCCCCCUGCUGGCCUCCCUGCCCCUGCCCGCCAGUCCUCUGCAGCCCCCGCUGGACUUCAAGCACUUGCUCGCCUUCCACCUCAAUGGCAACGCCCCACUCAGUCUCUUCCCCAACUUCAGCACGAUGGACCCGGUCCAGAAAGCUGUCAUCAGCCACACAUUUGGGGUCCCCUCCCCUCUGAAGAAGAAGCUCUUCAUCUCCUGUAACAUCUGUCACCUGAGGUUCAACUCAGCGAACCAGGCAGAAGCGCAUUAUAAAGGCCACAAACAUGCUCGCAAGCUCAAAGCCGCAGAAGCUGCCAAGAACAAGCAGAAACCACCAGACCUGGCCCGGGAGGGGGUUCCGGGCUCUCCAACUCCAGUUCCCACUAGCGCGGCCUCUGAAGAGCCACAGAGCAAAGAAGUUCCUGCAGCGCCCCCUGCCGGCCCCCUGGCGCAGUCACCACUGGCUCCGGACCCUGCACCGGGGGAGCCCGCCCAGCCAGACCCCCUGGACGCCGCCUCCUCUUCAUCUUCCUCCUCCUGCCCUCCCUGCUCCCCCGAGCCUGGGACGGAGGAGCCCGCGGGGUCUGCUGCAGAGAGCGGGGAUGGCAGGAGCGAGAAGGGGCCCCUCUACUGCCCCACGUGUAAGGUGACCGUGAACUCUGCCUCCCAGCUCCAGGCUCACAACACAGGAGCCAGACACCGGUGGAUGGUGGAAGGCCAGCGGGGAGCUCCCCGAAGGAGCCGGGGCCGCCCAGCAUCCCGCGGCGGAGCUGGACAAAAGGCCAGGAGAGCGGCGGGGGGCCGGGGGGGCCGGCAGGGGCCCAGCCCCCCCUUUCACUGUGCUCUCUGCCAGCUCCAGGUCAAUUCCGAGACCCAACUCAAGCAGCACCUGAGCAGCAGAAGACACAAAGACCGCCUGGCCGGGAAGCCGCCCAAGGCCUGCGGCCAGCACAGCAAGCUGCAGAAGCAGGCGGCGCUGGCUGUGAGUAUCCUCAAGUCGAAACUGGCCUUGCAGAAGCAGCUCACCAAGACGCUGGCAGCCCGCUUCCUGCCCAGCCCGCUCCCCGCCGCUGCGGCCCUCUGCGCCCUGCCCGGGCCCCUGGCCCUGCGACCCGCCGCAGCCACCACGCUCUUCCCGACGCCCAUCCUGGGCCCCGCUCUGUUCCGCACGCCCAUGGGAGCUGUCCGCCCAGCAGGGCCCAUCCUCUUUGCCCCCUACUAGCCUCCCGCAGAGGCUGGGGUGGACUUCCCUGGUGUGGCUCAGGCAGAGGCCUCAGCUCCUGCAUUCCAUGGGGCCCACUUGGGCUUCCUGCCCACACGUCUAGCAGGAGCUGGGCUGGACUUCAGGGUAGCUGCCCUUCACGACUCCGACUCCGUCAGGACUGGAGAUUGGAUCCCAGCCAGAGCCAGGACCGCUCCUGCCCCCUUCCCAGCCCCCUAGGAUGGCCCUGGGCUCCGCCCUGCAUUUCCCGACCCAAUUAACGGGCGAGACACCAAUGAAUCCCAAAUAUCUAUGCAAAACCUCCACCACCCAGGACCCUUGCCCCCACACCCAGAGGCCCUGGGACUCUGAAUGAGCCUGGGGACGGUGACCUGUGACCACUACGCCCCCACGAGGCUCUCCCCAUUUGCUGGAUUCUCUGGAGACUCUCUAGAAGUGUGGAGGGUCUCAAGCGGAAGUGGGGUCCGUCCAGUUCUGUAUGUGCCGUGUGGCCAGGGGGUGUGCAGAAAGGAGCAGAGGGGAGGUGGGGUGAAGCCAGAAGGGAGCUGCUGGGAUGAGGGUGUGGGCUGGGCUGGGCGCCCCGUUUUCACAGAGCCAUUGAUUCCCUCCAAGUCCUCCCCCCUUAUCUCUCAAUAUCUUCCUCUCUUUUCAGCGGGGCACUGGAUCUCCCCAGACUGUGCUCUUAGCUAUCGCCCACCCCCCAGCGUGCCCCCCUACAUGGGUCCCUAGCACCACAGCACCUUCUGUCCUCCCAGACAGCCCAUGGUCCCCCUGGCUGUGCAGCGGAGUGUGGGAGCCCGUGCUAAAUGACCCAAGUCCCAUUUUCACGCUGUCGGAACCAUCGUCC
This is a messenger RNA of Sorex araneus (European shrew), 2489 nucleotides long. RefSeq names its product zinc finger protein 385C (gene ZNF385C). Gene Ontology annotation, molecular function: zinc ion binding; nucleic acid binding. The transcript is spliced from 10 exons. NCBI's taxonomy places the organism in Eukaryota, Metazoa, Chordata, Mammalia, Eulipotyphla, Soricidae. The record is from RefSeq and is a predicted model, not a curated record. Bases 149 to 1642 code for a protein of 497 amino acids. Gene Ontology annotation, cellular component: nucleus.